Xiphias gladius (swordfish) is the source of this 5908-nucleotide messenger RNA. It is a transcript of the gene snx11, whose product is annotated as sorting nexin 11. The record is from RefSeq and is a predicted model, not a curated record. Gene Ontology annotation, biological process: intracellular protein transport. Lineage: Eukaryota; Metazoa; Chordata; Actinopteri; Istiophoriformes; Xiphiidae. The transcript has 7 exons. The coding region runs from base 349 to 2256 and encodes 635 amino acids. Gene Ontology annotation, molecular function: phosphatidylinositol binding.
AUUUUUUGCGUCGCUCUCAGUUACUUAGUACAGCCCGAAGUGGCGGGACACUUCACGCCCCUCACCGGCUGUCAAACAUUGCGUGUCUCCGACGGUCAUUUCCACCGUUCGAAGGGGGUCGAGACACGCAGCCCACGGCGGGACAAAGUCCCAGCGCAGCAAGAGCACUCGGGGUCGGGUUCUGAUGCAGGAAGAAGUGUUACAAGCGCGGACGGAUUGUGAGACAGCGGGCCCCUGGGAAACCAAAAGUUAAAGGCCCCCACGCCCCCCUAAAUAGGAGCAAGAAACCCAGUCUGAAAGAGAAGCAAAGUGACGCGAACAUGCCCUUUGUGUGCUGUACUCGGUAGGAUGGACAGGAAUCACGAAGAAGAUGAGUUUGUUGCCGUGCGGGUCCAAGAUCCCCGCAUUCAGAACGAAGGCUCUUGGAAUUCAUACGUGGACUAUAAAAUAUUCCUACAUACCAACAGUAAAGCCUUCACAGCCAAGACGUCCUGCGUGCGUCGGCGCUACAGUGAGUUCGUCUGGCUCAAGAAGAAGCUGCAGAAGAACGCUGGUUUGGUGCCAGUCCCAGACCUUCCAGGAAAAUCCUUCUUCUCCUUCAGCAAUGAGGACUUUCUGGAGAGGAGGAGGAAAGGACUUCAGGCUUUCUUGGACAAAGUGGUGAACACGACGGUAUGCCUGUCCGACAGCCAGCUCCACCUCUUCCUGCAGACCCAGCUGCCAGUCGGUCACAUCCAGGACUGCGUCCAGGGCCACACUCCCUACUCUGUGACCGACGCCAUCCUCACCUACGCCUCGUCCAACUGGGGCUUGGCUCAGGCUCAGGAGGACGAUUCCAUCAAGGAGCCAAGUUUGACCGUUUCUUACGAGUCCAUGGAGAGCCCAGCUCCUCAUCAACCGUGCCUACAAGCUAAAGAGACUUUCAGCCCUCAGCUUCUCUCAUGUGGAGACUCUGACCCUCUAGCAGGUUUACUGGAGCUCUGCGGUAAGGACACGGCUGAGUUACAACACAAGGAGAAAUCCUCAAUAAAGGUCGCUCAGAGGAACAACCAUCUAGAGGCUGUUGUUGAGUGUGACUGUGGCCCGACAGAGGCAACCUUUUUUCUGGGUGACAACCAGGAUGACCCCGAGAGCCUCGGCCUUGCAGAACCGACUCAGCAGAGGAGCUGUCAGAUACAGACACCAGUGGAGGUGCACUCGCCCAUGGGGACCGGCUUUGAGGAGAACUGUGGGGAGAAUAGUGUGUUUGAGGAGGAGCGUAGAGAGAAAGAGGGAGUGCAAAACAUUAUUACAUUAGAUAAAGAAGCAAAGGUUGUUCACCAUUCAGAAAUGGAGGUGAAGGCUGAUCAGUUGGACAGUCCUGGGGAGGCAAAUAUAGAAAAGGUCACCUGUGAGCCAGAGAAAUGCAUGAAUUCUGUAGCCAUAAUAGAUUUGAAGGACAAUGACUCUGAGGAACAGGUUAUAGAAAGAGAUGGUAGUUCUGAGGAGGACGUUCUGGAAGUCGUCUGCUCUGAGAAGCAGGUUUUAGAAAACCACAUCAUAUCCGAGGUUAAUGGUCUCGAACACGAUGACAGGACCGAGGGUCCCGUUUCAGAUGCCGGCUGUCGGGAGGAGUUAAUUAAGUCAGACGGGCAAGGAGAGCCAGACAGCGAAAAAAGUUGUGAAUCUGGAAGGAAAGAGGAGACAUCACUUCAGUCAGAAACCCAUGCAGAAAGUGACAAUGUGAACAGUGUCCCAGAGGUGGAAAGUGGUGACACCGUUCCACAAAUGGACCAAAAGCAAGUUGAACAAGAAGUGGAUUUGGCUGGGACCAAAGAUGAGAGCGAUGAGGACAGCCGCUCACUGCCAUCCUCCAAUGAGAGCAUUGUCAAGGUCAGCGACGAGGAAAGCAUUUGUGACGAGACCGAGGACCCGAUCCAGGCUGCGAACGGCUACAUGAAAGCUUCUCCCGCGGAGGUCUCUCGCUGGUUAGAAGUGGAAGCCUCCAGCAGGAACAUUUUAGACCUACAGAUGAAUGGAUUCCCCGUGGAAAAACAGGACAUUUCUCCCCCGGAGGAUGAGGACCUGCAAUAUAUGACAUCUCUGGACCUUAACUCAACUGUAGCUGGUUUAGAUUUGACUGAAAGUGGCGACUUCAGCAUCUUGGAGACCAGCAGCGCGCCCGGAGUAGCUGAUGGUAAAUGUACGGAGCAGGAAACCCUGUCCUCGCUGUCUUUGGACGCCUCGGAGGACACUCACGAGGUGCAGGUGCGUUAGUUGAACAGCUGCAACGACACCUAGAGUCCACGAGACCACACAGCCCGUAUGAGGACUGCUGAGCUAGAACAAUGGAUGGUGGGAGUUGUCCUCUGCCAAAGACGCAUUCAAUCACACGCUGAUAAACAACAUACCUAGUGAGUGUUGUGUUCUGCUACAAAUAAUGUGUACGUUAUAUACCGUCUUCACAGCGUGGAUGAUCCAGUGAUAGUGUCAAACAAGGACAGAAGCAUUCUAUAUUUAAGAUACCAGUCAGUCAUGUUGUAGGCAUAACUUGUUUUCAAAUAGUGUAUAUCUAAUUUUAAAAUGUAUAUUUUCAUUUACACUCAGGUACACUGAACACUUGCUUUUCUCCUCUGCUGUGCACAAUGAUUGGCUUUUUUGGGAACAGCAGAGGGUGCCCAAGUUCACAAAACGAUACAUGCAUCUUAGUUGGAUUAAUGAAAAUCUGGUUUCCUGACCACGUCUAAAGAACUAGAGGUUUUAUUCCCGUGUAAACAGAUACAGAGUCAUUUUAUUUUGCAGGGUUCUCAGAUAAUGAAACAUUUGAGGGACAACUCACGACAGAGACAUGUACACUUGAAUUAAAGGGAUAGGUCCACAUUUUGUGUUUUAACAACUUGUACAGUCUGUGAUUAAGAGUCACUCGUCGACUCUCAGUUGAUCGACAGAAAAUUAAUCUGCAACCACUCUGAUGAUCGGAUAAUUGUUUUACUCAUUUUUAAGCAAAAAUGCUGGUGCUGCCAGCUUCCCAAAUGCGAGGAUCCGAUGCUUUUCUUUUUCAUACACGAUAAUGAAUUGAUUAUCUCCGGAUUUUGGACCGUUGGUCUGACACGAAAAGGCAUCUGACGAUGUCACCUUGGCCCGUGGGAAAUUAUGGGAGGAAUUUUUCACUAUUUUCUGACAUUUUAUUGACAAAAUAAACAGAAAUUUCGGUUGCUGUAAUCGUUCCUGCCGUCCAUAUUGACCAUCGCGAGAUGCCUUCCUAAUGGGGUUCACUUGGAAGCGAUAGCGGACAAAUGCCUUACGAAGUUCAGCUUCAGCUAACAUGAGGCUCCUGUGGUCGUGAGUUGGACAAAUCCUGUGGGUAUCUUGCAAAGUUACAGUCUAUUUAACACCAGUUUCACUCCAGACAGUGUUUCCCUGUAGAGCACCAGUGAAGGCACAGUCGGAAAACGAGGGAAUUCAGUGCUUAAAAAGACUAACUUUGAUAAACACCCACUCGAUUUGUCAAACAAGGACUGGAGAUUUUGUCCUCCAUCACUUAGAUUGAAAUCACUUACUGCUCUCGGGCCAGUAUGAACAGGAGGAAGGAUUAUUGUUUAAGGACAGAGAAUCACGCACAGCUUCACUUGAUGUGAAUCCCAUGAAAAUCUCUACAAAAUUUAAGUCAACAAUUGUCCUGCUGAAUCCUAAGAUGUAAGUUCAAGUUCUGCUGCUCAAACAAUCCUGUCAUCGGCACGUUUCGAUGUUCAUGCCUGCUUAUGAUGCAGUGUAUAAUUGAUCGCUGAUUUGUCACCAACCCAGGGCGGCUUGCUUCGUCUGCUGACAAAAGAUAUCAGAGAUCAACAUUAAACCGGUUUGGUAACGUUUGGACGGAGGCUAAGCUAACGUGUAGUGACCUCACCUCUUAGCGCACACUGCUCUGAUCAUGUUUUUUUAUACGCAGCGCGGUUAAAGGAUAGGUUCAGAGUUUCUCAAGUCUGUCUAAAAACAAUAGUCGGGUGUCUGUAUGAACACUGGGCCACGUGUCGCUCGCUGAAAUCAUUCCUCCUGCUCAAACUCUCCGAACAAAUUAGUCUGAGACUAUUUUGAGAUUUCAGCGGUCAGAUUACGUGGAUAGUUUCUAAAGUUACAGCCUUUUUAGGAUGAAAUUCCCCUCUUUGUGUUACUGUCCUUCCACUGCAACAGUUAAACACCGUCUGUGGAAACACGGAGGGAAUUUCGUACUAAAAAGACCGUAAUCUUUGUUACCUCAUAUUAACGUGAUAUAAACUCUGGAAUAUAUUUUUGCACAGAACGAGGAACUGUGGGUUUUGUCACUUACACUGGAAGCGCUUUAGAAAGGGAUUACUUAAAUAUGCCGUUAUGAACGGGAGGAACCAUUACAGCAAGCAAAAGCUGUUUUAAUGUUCAAACUGCCAGCUGACUGGUGUUUACAAGCAGACUUGGAAAAUUGCGGAACUGUCCUUUGACGGACCAGUGUGUAGGAUUUAGGGGGAAUCUAUUGGCAGAAAUGGAAUAUAAUAUUAAGAUUUACGUUCUCAUUAGCGUAUAAUCCCCGGAAACCAAGAAUCGUUGUGUUUUUGUCCUCUUCCACGGAGCCCGCCAAGUCGCACCGCCAUGUUUCUACGGUAGCCCAGAAGGGAUAAACCAAACGCUGGCUCUAGAGAGGGCCUCUCAGUUUUUUUUACAUUACUCGAAGGCCACCGUAGUUUGUCCUACACGCUUGAAAAGGGAGGGGAGAGGGGAGGGGCAUUCAGUUGGUUCAUUCAUCUGAUUACACACCGGUCCUUUAACAGACACCGUGCCUAAGGAAAAACGUUUCAGCCCAACAAAGCAAGAAUGAAUAUUUGGUCAUGUUUUCAAUCUUUGAUUUCAUAAACAAAUUCUCGGAACAAAAAUUUUUAGUGUGGCUACAAUAAAAGCAAGCGCUGACCCUAAUUUAAACCUAACAAAUUGUCUCAAAAUAAAAUUAUAACAAAUGGGAACCACUCUGCACUAGACAUCGACACCUUUCCAUUAUUGUCAUCUUGAUAAUAAUAGGUGAUCUUGUAAUUUCUAUCUAACAUUUUCAAUUCUUUCUUCUUCUUCUUUUUUUUUUUUGGAAGCAUUAAAACUCCCUAAAGGAGAAAUGGAUGAACCACACCUUUACAGUGACACCAUGGUUUAUGAACACUAAUCUUUAUCUGUGAACUGUGAAUUUCUUUUUUUAAUUUAUUUAUUUCAUGUCAGGAGCUAUGUACAUUAAUUUUUACAACACUGCCUGCCUCUUUUCUAACUAACUGCAGUUGAAGUGAGGUCAGUAUAAUUAGUUUUAAACUAAAGCCCACAUUCAGAAGAGUAUGCUUGUGGUAUUUUAAGAUCCGGGAGUGUUAUUUCCACCUAGUCUGAAGCUUGUGUAAGAUGGCUGCAGUUGGACCUCGACAUGGCUCCCACACACUACUGCUGCCCGUGAUUCUGAUUCGUCUUGUUGCUUUUAAAAAGGGACCCACAGUUUAUUGCGCCGUUUCACAUAGAAAUGAGCCUUUACAUGUUUUUGUGGCAAAGCUAGCGAUAUUGAAUUGUUAUUUUUAACCGUUGAUGAUCAGUGUUUCCAUCAUAACUGACUGUAGAAUUUCAAUAAUCCUCAACUGUCAUGGGAUGUGUUGUUGUAGUUCGCUUGCACAGUUCUGGGUUUGGCUUUCUCUCUGCAUUGUAAAUGACUACUUGGGGUUUUUUUGUUUUGUUUUUGUUUUUUUCACAUUUGAGUUGCUUUAAAACCUUUGUUUUUUAAAACAAUGUUCAGAGACAAAUGCCCCUGCUUCUAAGGAAGCCUCUAUUUUAUAACAUGGAUCUACAAGGGCAAUGAUAACAACCUGAGUGAUGUGUCCAUGUAAACAAACAAACUAUAAUCUAAUUUUAAUGUCAAAUAAAUAGUUUUUCUUGUUUA